Molecule: messenger RNA, 1148 nt
Organism: Cuscuta campestris
Lineage: Eukaryota; Viridiplantae; Streptophyta; Magnoliopsida; Solanales; Convolvulaceae
Source: the annotation of a GenBank genome assembly
UUUAAUAUAUCUUUAAUAUCAAAAAAAUAUAUAAUUUAUAUUUUAAAUAUAUUCUCUAUUAUUUAUUGAAAUUUUCGAAAUUUUAAUAUAUAAAAUUUCGAAAUUUUUUAAAUUUUUUCAAAAGUAAUAUAUUAUUUUAAUAUCAAAAAAAUAUAUAUUAAAAUGUCGAGGGAGUCCGGUAGGUCCGUGGAUAUGGGCGACGUGAACCAAAGAUUGAGUAAAGGCAAAGCUAAAGCCACCUCCGACAGUUCGACCUCACGCGGACGCGGUUCUCGAGGAAGACACUCUGUCUCUUCCUUUCCUACUAUCCCCGAUCACUUAAUCGGGGACGCUAUGACGGAUGAAGAAUUCGACCAGAUUUAUUCUGGUAGAGGGGACGCUAAUCUCCCCACUCUUGAUAGUGUAUUCGAAGAUCUUGAUGAAGCAGGACUGGAUAAUCUGGACGGGGACGAGGAGCCUACACCACAGAACAACGACGUCGGCGUGGAGGCAGUUGAGCCCGAGACCUCUCGAGUUCUGGACAAAGGGACUAGAAGCUAUGGGCGGAUUUUUGACAAAUAUUAAAGAAGGAAUUAAAAAAAUUUGGGGGGCUCGUCUUAUUUCGAGGUCCUGGAAGAUGUUCUAUUUGUACCCUUAUGUCUCUCCUAUGAGAGAUAAAUGGUGUACUUAUUAUUUGUACAUUCCUGAUAUUUAUAAAAUAGGUAUUAUUUGUGAUCCACGAUUUAAGAUUGAAAAUUUUAAAAUUCUAAUUGAGUAUUACUACAGUUGUUUUUUAGAUAAAAAUAGUUAUUACUACAGCUAUUUAGUAGAAUGGAAAAAAUGAAAGAGAUAAUGCUAUAACUCUUUUUGAGGAUUUGUUUAAGGAAUAUCAAGGGUUAUACGGGUGUGCCAUGCGAUUACGAUGACGACGACGUCGAUUUUGACGUGCUCAAAUGGUGGAAGCGGAACGAACACAUGUUCCCAUGUCUCGGCAUGCUAGCAAGACAAGUGUUGUCCGUCCCGGUAUCAACCGUAGCAGUUGAACGAGAAUUCAGUGCUGGCGGCAACAUUCUAACCGACUACCGAAGUUGUCUUAACGCUGAAUCUCUUGAAACACUGGUUUGCAACCAAGAUUGGCUCUUGGCAAGACGUCGGGCUCAAGAGUCAUC